This is a messenger RNA of Dothidotthia symphoricarpi CBS 119687, 861 nucleotides long. RefSeq lists its product as uncharacterized. The record is from RefSeq and is a predicted model, not a curated record. The coding region runs from base 1 to 861 and encodes 286 amino acids. Lineage: Eukaryota; Fungi; Ascomycota; Dothideomycetes; Pleosporales; Dothidotthiaceae. The transcript has 4 exons.
AUGUUGUCCUCUAUCCGCCUUCUGCUCAUCAGCAUCCUCCUCGUCUUCACGACACAGAUCUCUGCUCAAACUGCCUCCUCAGCAACCCCGCCUAUUACCAGCAACAGACCGAUCUCAAACGGCACAACGUCCACGUCUACACCCGAUACUCCAACAUCAUCCACGGCUCCCGAUGUACAUCUCGUUGUCCCGGAACUGCACGUAGGUCGCAUUGAGCUCAUCGUCGAGAAACUCUCUGCGGACCUAAAUCUCAAUGCCAAAGUCGCUGGGCUCGUGCAGAUCAACGCCGGUGUCGCUGUAUCUGUUGAGAAAGUGAACAUCACGAUUGCAGACGUCGAUGUCAAUCUCGAGCUGAUUGUGAGGCUGGGUAACUUGGUGGAGAUUGUCGAGCGGGUGUUCGAUUCCUUGGACUUGAAUCCGUUGUUGAUCAGUUUGGUGGGCAACGCAACGGAAUUGAUUGGCGAUGUUAUUGGGGCUGUGGACGGUCUUCUUGGAUCGAUCACGCAAGGCGGGAAGACGCUGAACUUCCUCGUCGACAAUCUCGGCAACAUCGUUCAGGACGUCACAGGCGGCGCAGGAGACGCGCUCUCGCAGAUUGUCGGAAACUACCAGUUGAACAUGACCGAAGUCACGGGCAGUCUGAAGCAGCUUUCCCAAGGACAAACGCAGAAGACGUUCUCAUACGAGCCAUUGAACGCGCUUGUAGAUAUCGUGUUCAACACAGCUGGCCAAGUCGUGCAAGCAGUUGUUCAGAAAGCGACGUCGGGCGGAGGAAACAGCACGGCUACUGCUUCUGCUUCUGCAUCGGCUACACCAACACCAGUCUCGCUGACUAGCAGUGCGCCGAGCAGCACUGCGUAG